Molecule: messenger RNA, 1926 nt
Organism: Entelurus aequoreus (snake pipefish)
Lineage: Eukaryota; Metazoa; Chordata; Actinopteri; Syngnathiformes; Syngnathidae
Product: 2-hydroxyacyl-CoA lyase 1-like
Exons: 18
Coding region: 25-1785 (586 amino acids)
Biological process (GO): fatty acid alpha-oxidation
Cellular component (GO): peroxisome
Molecular function (GO): catalytic activity; thiamine pyrophosphate binding; magnesium ion binding
Source: RefSeq, a predicted model, not a curated record
GCUCACACCCCGGAAGUGAUCGACAUGGGAGCGGACAGAGUUCAGAUUAUCUUGAAAAGCAGCCGUUACGGGACAACUAUGGAGGAAGUGACAGGAGCUGAACUCAUUGCUGAGUCGCUUAAAAAUCAGAAAGUGGAGUACAUGUUUGGAAUUGUUGGCGUUCCUGUCAUUGAAGUAGCCAUGGCGGCUCAGGCUGCAGGAAUCAAAUAUGUGGGUAUGCGAAAUGAACAAGCGGCAUGCUAUGCUGCAUCCGCCAUUGGAUACCUCACUGGGCGACCUGGUGCCUGUCUCGUGGUAUCUGGACCAGGACUCAUUCAUGCGCUGGGUGGAAUGGCCAACUCUAACAUGAACUGCUGGCCUGUUAUUGUUAUUGGGGGAUCCUCAGAUAGAAACCAAGAGACAGCAGGGGCGUUUCAGGAGUUUCCUCAGGUGGAAGCGUGUCGUUUGUAUAGCAAAUUCUCUGCCAGGCCAAGCUCUCUGGAAGCAAUCCCUGCAGUAAUCGAAAAAGCUAUUCGCACAAGCAUCUAUGGGCGUCCAGGCGCUUCUUAUGUGGACAUUGCAGGGGACAUGGUGAAUGCCAAAGUGGACAGAAGCAGAGUCAGAUUGGUAAACUGUUGUCCGCCUCCUCCCAUCUGUCUGGCUGACCACAAUGCAGUGACAGAGGCUAUCGCUGUACUGAAAUCCGCCAAAAGACCUUUAGUCAUAAUUGGCAAAGGUGCAGCAUAUGGCCGAGCAGAAGCCGUCCUGAGGGACUUUGUGGAAUUGAGCCAACUGCCAUUCCUUCCCACACCCAUGGGCAAAGGAGUGCUGCCCGAUGACCACCCCAAUUGUGUGGCGGCUGCCCGAUCAAGAGCUCUGCUCCAGGCGGAUGUUGUGCUACUUCUUGGAGCCCGACUCAACUGGAUCCUUCAUUUCGGUCUGCCACCUAGAUUUGACCCUAAUGUCCAGCUCAUCCAGGUUGACCUCUGUCCUGAGGAGAUGGGGAACAAUGUAAAGCCUGCUGUCGCUCUCCUGGGGGACGUAAAUGCUGUUGUCAAUCAGCUGCAAGAGGGUAUUGUUAAAGAUGGCUGGAAGUAUCCCUCUGACACAAUAUGGUGGAGCGUACUAAAGCAGAAAAUUGCAGCCAAUGCAAAAAUCACUAACGCGUUUGCUCUGCGGUCAACGUUGCCUAUGAACUACUACACAGUGUUUCACCACGUCUCCCAGCUGCUGCCACACGAUUGCAUCAUCGUCAGCGAGGGCGCCAACACUAUGGACAUUGGACGCACUAUGUUGAAUAACUACUUACCACGGCACAGGUUAGACGCUGGCACAUUUGGAACUAUGGGAGUGGGCCUUGGCUUCGCUAUAGCUGCAGCGGCUUUGGAAAAAAGCAAAACAAAAGGCAGGAGGAUCGUCUGUGUGGAAGGAGACAGUGCCUUUGGCUUCUCUGGCAUGGAGGUUGAAACCAUGUGCAGGUAUAGCCUACCUGUGGUGGUGAUCGUGGUGAAUAAUAACGGUAUAUACAGCGGAGUAGACCCUGAGACAUGGAAAGAAAUGGCAGCCAUGGGAGAUCUGACCAGCAUAGCGCCUCCUGUGACCCUCCUGCCUGAGGCGCGCUACGACCAGGUCAUGUCUGCUUUUGGCGGCCGCGGUUUCCUGGUAAGGACGGUGGAGGAGCUGCAAAGUGCCUUGCAGCUCAGCUUGAGUGACUGGGAGAGACCCAGUCUGAUCAACGUGCUCAUCGACCCUUCCUCAGACAGAAAGCAGCAGGAGUUUCCUUGGCUGACCCGUUCCAACUUGUAGACUCAAACCUUUCCACUAAAACCCCUGAAAACUGAAGAAUGUAAUAUGUUCCAAUAAUGACUACAAUAUAUUUUGAAUGUAAAACAUUUUUUUUAAUAAAUAACGCCACAAUAAAACAAAUUUAUAUCCAAGAAACUUAAU